AUGGAUUGCUCCACAUCGACAGAAAACCACUCAAUGGAAAUCGCUAUUCCCGAUUUGAACACGUGCCAAAUAUGUGACCAACCAGCUCAUGGUCAACAUUUUGGUGCACUGACCUGCAGAGCGUGUGCAGCAUUUUUUAGAAGAUGUCACUUUUCGAAAGGAAGCGAACCUAGGUGUCAAUACUUGAAAUCUGAUUGCAAACCGGAUCAAAGAGGAAGAUGGAACUGCAAAAAAUGUCGAAUGGAUAGGUGUAUUUCUAGAGGAAUGAAAACCAACAAUAUUCAAUACGAUCGCGACCUUUUUCGAUCUUCAGAGACGUACCUGAAGAAACGUCUACUACCUUCUAUUCUCUCUGAACGCAUUCCAGUGACAGUUGAGUCGACGUUAGGAUCUCCUCAUUAUAUCUGCUUCACCAAAAAAUAUACAGAAGAUAAUAAACCAAUCACCUAUGUGGAUAUAUCUGCAUUCUCUGCGAAAAUGUAUGAAUUAAUGCUGAAUGGCCAAACAGAUUACUCCAGGUUGAAAAGGAUGAGCGAUUUGGAGCAGUUGGUUCGCGGACUGGAGGACUACCGCAGCUUGCAGCAGCGAACAUGUUUGACUGAAUCUUCAUUCAUAACUAAAGAAAUUGCAUUUUAUGCAUGGGAGCAAAAUAUUCUUGCUGUGGCCAACUGGUUGAAUUAUUCAGAGACAAUUAGAAACCUUCCUAUUCAGUUGAAAAUGGAUCUUCUGCAAACCACGUGGUUUAUUUGGACGAAAUUGGAAAGAAUGGCAAUGACUGCAGAGAUGAGGGUGAACAGACAGUGUGGAAAAAAUCAAUUUGUGGUUUCUCAUGAAAAUCUGAUUGACUACAGUAAUAUGAAGGCAGAUAUGAGUUGGUGGAGUCGUUAUCAUUUUGAUGAACUUCAAUAUUUGUUCGAUUUAAAAGAAUUAUUUUUCGAUGAACUGGUUUGGGAGAUUAUUGAGAUUCAACCCGACCCAGUUGAACUUACCUAUUUAUUGUGUAGUCUAUCUUUUGGAUUAGCAGCAAAUCGCUUAUGCGAAAAUCUUCAAGAAUUUCUAGAGCAGUUUCAGGAAGCAUUAGCUAACGAUUUACACAAUUAUUUCAUCAAGAAAAAUCAAGUCUUAUAUUCCCAUAGAAUACGUCAGCUAAUGAAAAUUUAUGAUAAAUUUGUGAAACUUCGAAAUCUUCGUUCUGAGAAGUAUAGCGUCUGCUCGAUUCUUGGAGUUUUCAGACUAAACAUUUCGAACGCUGAGUACUUCCGAGUAGCCUGCUAA
Messenger RNA from Caenorhabditis briggsae, 1275 nucleotides. Gene Ontology annotation, molecular function: zinc ion binding; DNA-binding transcription factor activity; sequence-specific DNA binding. The transcript has 10 exons. The record is from RefSeq and is a predicted model, not a curated record. Lineage: Eukaryota; Metazoa; Nematoda; Chromadorea; Rhabditida; Rhabditidae. Gene Ontology annotation, biological process: regulation of DNA-templated transcription. The coding region runs from base 1 to 1275 and encodes 424 amino acids.